Molecule: messenger RNA, 1222 nt
Organism: Folsomia candida
Lineage: Eukaryota; Metazoa; Arthropoda; Collembola; Entomobryomorpha; Isotomidae
Exons: 4
Coding region: 109-687 (192 amino acids)
Source: RefSeq, a predicted model, not a curated record
UACACAACAUACGACUUUCUCUUGUUCGCAGUUGACUCACAGCAGAAUGAGAGCUUAAAUUACUAUUUAUAAUUUUUGAUCAACGUAUUGGUCUCAAAUUUUGAAGUCAUGGCGUUCACCCGAAUUGGAGAAUCCGAUCGGGUUUUCCGAAAUUAUUGCACUUUACGUGGCUGGGCAAUUGCAUUUGCAAUUAUUCAAAUCGCUUACGAUGGUUGUCACGUCGCUCUUGGCAUGAUCCUUCUUACAGGUGGUAUAAUGAGUUGGAAUGGUGAAUGUCACAGCCCUGGUCUAGUUUUUCUCAUAAUUGUCGUUGCGCUGCCGGUUACUCUGUCAAAAUUGUUCAUGGUCAAGCUGGCUUAUUCCAUUUUCUCUGGCAUCACACAAGAUGAAUCUCCAGAAAUUACUUCUUCCUCAUUCAAGAGUUUUGUCACCUUCAAGUUCUGUCUCGUCGUGGUUUUGCUGUCCGUUCUUGGAUUUGUGGCUGUGGAUGGAUCUGUGAAACUGUUCGACCCUCUCGUAUUUGGCUAUAUGGCGAUUGAUACGGGGAUUUUUACAGCAUGUGCAGCAAUUAUUGGACUUUACUUGAAAUCUGCACAGAUGAAUGGACGACAAGCUACAGGGUUGUCUGGAUUUGAUGAGAAUUGCAAUGUGGAUUUUGAAAAUAAAAUUGAACCGGUUGCGGUGUAAUUUCUGGAAUUAUGUUGUGAAAUACAUAAGUCUUCUGAGCAUUAGUACAGCGAGAGUACAAUAGAACUUGGAAGGAUGGAAAUAAUUUAAGAAAGUUUAAAUACUCAUUAUAUAAUAUUUAUAUAUACAUGUAUACAUAUGUAGUUCUAGUUCGUAUGUGCAUACACAGUAGUACAAACAUACAAAUGUAUACAAAUGUAUGUAUCUAUGUAAAUAAGAACCAAUUUAAUUGUGCAUGCAUUUAAAACUAUUUUAAUUUCCUCGUGUGCAUUUUUUAUACUCGUAUUUAUUUUCUAUUCAGUUAUGCAAUUUGUGUGUAUCAAAUUAGUAUAUGUUCACAUUCAUAUUCACAUGUAUAUUCGUAUAUGCAAAUACAUACUUUUUCAGGCUACAGUCCACAAAGUUACAAGAUUGAUGUUUUAGAUCGUUUCUGUUGAUUAAUUUCCAACUGAAGUUCUUCUAUGGUGUCAUAAACUUAUUUGUGUAUACUACAUACCUAAUUCCAUAUAAUUAAAACUUAAAUGCAAUUACAGAG